GAAGAAACUGCUCUACAUCACAGCAGAAAGCGCCGAGACGAGGCUCAAAUCUCACGAAAGGGUGUUCCGUUGACAGUGUGAGUGUGCUGUUCUCCUUGCCCACGAAGGCGAGGUGCCCGGGACCAUGAGUGAGAAUGGCCCUCAUACGGAGGCGCCCAUGUACUUCGAGGUGGAGGUGGAUUCCUUGGUGCGGGAUGACGAAGAAGAAGAAGAUGACAAGAUCCACUUUGACAAAGAUGAGGACCUCAUUGCUGAACCGUCGUCAUCCUCCGGCCGCGUGUACGACCGCACCACGGUGCUCAUCGAGCGUGACCCCAUUCGGCUUGACGAGGAGGGUGAAGAGGAGGGCCACUGCGGAGGGGACGAAGACGGAGUUACCUUCCUAACUGAAGGAGAGGGGGAUGAAGAGGAGGGGUCUCUUGCCUUCAUGACCGACCCUGACGGCAUGUCGCAGGGAUACGUGCACCACACAAUUUCUCCAGACCAGAUCCAGUUCACAAUAAACCCAGGCUCCACCCCCAUGCCCCGAAACAUCGAGGGGGCGACGCUCACCCUGCACUCCGAGUGUCCGGAGACCAAGCAGAGAGAGGUAAAGCGCUACCAGUGCAUGUUUGAAGGCUGUACGAGGACGUACAGCACGGCAGGAAACCUGCGGACACACCAGAAAACACACCGGGGCGAGUACACAUUCGUGUGUAAUCAGCAGGGCUGUGGAAAGGCCUUUCUUACCUCUUACAGUCUCAAGAUCCACGUCCGUGUUCACACCAAGGAGAAGCCAUUCGAGUGUGACGUGCAAGGCUGUGAAAAGGCCUUCAACACGCUGUACAGAUUAAAAGCACACCAGAGACUUCACACAGGCAAGACGUUCAACUGUGAAUCGGAGGGAUGCACAAAGUACUUUACCACACUCAGUGACCUGAGGAAGCACAUUCGUACACACACUGGGGAGAAGCCAUUCCGGUGUGAUCAUGAUGGCUGUGGUAAAGCCUUCGCUGCAAGUCAUCACCUAAAAACACAUGUACGGACACACACAGGGGAGAAGCCAUUCAACUGUCCCAGCGACGGCUGCGAGAAGACGUUCAGCAGCCAGUACAGUCUGAAGAGUCACAUCCGAGGCCACGACAAGGGACAGCCGUUCAGCGUCACCCUCACUCAUCCCCUCUCUGAAGAUGCAAAUCACUCAUUGUGCCUCAGUGACUUGAGCCUCAUCUCUACAGACUCUGAGCUUCGAGAGAACAUCCACAACGCUCAAAAUUUGGACCUCCACAAUGUGACUCCUGUGAAAAUCUUCGAGCUCAUGUUCCAGAGUCCUGAAAAUAGUGUCAGCCAGGAUGAUGCCCACCCCAGCGAGAGCCUUGUUGAGUCCUUCAGCCUUGAGACCUCCUCCCAACCUGGACCAACUGAUGCCUCAUCUCCCCUCAUCUCUUUCUCCAUCAAUCCUACCUCCUCGUCUUCUUGUUCACACACCACUGCAGCGAUGGAGGCGUCCUCCCAGCCCAGCCAGAGCUCUUCCUCUCAGGCCUCCGCUCCCGCCUCUGUCACAGCUGCUGUCGCCUCCACGCCGCCUGCCCCUUUCAUGCAGCUGAGUGGGCCUCAGCACAUCUCAGCAGACGUGCCUCCGGCUCCUGUCCAAGCACCAAGCCACGUCACCCCGCAGCACUAUGUGGCACUGCCACCCACAUUCCUCCAGCCAGAUGGUGCGACCCAGGCCGUUCCCUUACCGCAGCCCGUCUCCGCUCCUCCUGCGCUGACCGCCGCAGCACCGGGCUCCGCUGCAGCUCCCGCUACAGCUACAGCCACCACAACAGAUGCUCUUGCAGCUGCGGCUCAAUCUGUGCCUUUAGCCAGCAACCCCGUCCCCGAUUCUGGCCCCGGUCUGGCUCCCGCCCCUGCCACCAUCACCAUAGCGCCCAGCCAGAACCUCCUGCAGCCCGGCCUGGUUAUGUCGGACCAGAACCUGCAGUGGAUCCUCAGCAGUGCUGCCAAUAGCCAGCAGAACCCGGAACAAGCUCCACACCAAGGAGCCCCGAAAGUGGAGAAAGUGUUCUUCACCACAGCCAUACCAGUGGGAGCCAACGCAGGCAACUCGGUACAACAAAUCGGCCUGAGUCUACCGGUGAUCAUCAUCAAGCAGGAGGAGUCCUGCCAGUGCCACUGUGCCUGCAGGGACUCCCCCAAAGACAGGAGCGCAAACAGCGCCUCCUCUGUCGCUCCAGCCCCGGUGCAGCAGCAGCAGCAGCAGCAGCCCCCAGAGCCCCCUCCCCCGUCACUAUCGGCGCCCCCGCAGCAUCCGGCCAGCUCUUCGUCCUCGUGCUGCCUCCCCAAGUCUUCCUCCACUGUGGGUGAGGCGAGGCCGGAGGCCCCCUCGUCCUCCGGCCCUCCAGCCUCCUCCGCAGCUCAGACUCUGUCUACAAUCGUGAGCGGCGCCGCCGCCAACACGCCCUCGUCCGACGGGCUGGCCAGCAUGGACGUCUCAGACUUCCUGUCCCUGCAGAGCCCCGAGACCGCCGCCAACAUCGAGGCUCUGCUGCUGGUCGCCGACGAUUUCAACAUGGCCACGGACGGCAACCCGUAGAAGAGCUGCCGUCUGAGCCGAGCGCCACGUGUUUGUCUUUUGCACCCACUCAUCCACAAGCAUCGAUUCCACCCACACCUCCAGUCACUCUCCGAAGCGAUGCCUCUCCCGUCACCCUACACAGUGUGCGCAUCAAACUCUCCCGUACCUGCAGUGCUUUCCGUUCUGCACGGCGCUGUGCAGCUUAUUAGAUAUUCCAACCUAUGAAAAGUGUUUGUGUUGAAUCUCAUUUGCAGUAGAGUUUUUAGAGACAGGAUUAGUUUGCUUAUUGAGAUUUAGCAACUUGAAUGCUAAUCAGUGCAGGGAAAAGGCAGUAGAUCCUCUGUUAGAAAAAAAAAAAAAAACUGUAAAUAACUCUCCUCAAAUAUCCACUUUGAAUUGAUUGAAUGAAACGAGUGAGGUCCAAGCACUGAUAAUUUAAAGGGUUCCCUUGUCCUGGCUCGACGUCGGCACGUCCGAGCGGGAAAGCAAAGCUUGUCUGUAUAUCCUCGUACUGUACUACAGGUCCUCACCGAUGCUUCAGGCUGGUAUGCAAUUGACCAGGAUGCACUGUAUAUUAGAGGGAUUUGCAAGAGCUGAACGGCGCGUGGCUCCCUGCAGGAUUCAGAGGGACUGUCCCACCGGUCCCUCACACAGCUGUCUAGUCAUAUGAAGUGAUUUCCUCAGUAUUUUUGUUUGUUUUCUAGGAAGACUAGCGUAGUCCUUAAAAUGUGAUUAUUCUCUCUCUCUUUUUUUUUCUUUUUUUUUUCUGCUUCUCUGGACAGUUAUUUACUAAUUGAGGAAAAGAACGUGUGACCUGACCGGCCUGUCUCUUUAAACGACACAAAGUUCAUGCAUCAAUAACUUGCCUAUAACUUAAACUAACUUAAAAUUGUAUAUGUUAAUUUAUUUAAAUGUUUUGAUUCUGUCAAAUUACUGGUAAUAUGAUAAUCUUUGAGAUAGCAGAAUAUCUAUUAAUUUAUUCCAAUCGCAUGUUGCUUUUUUUCCUUAUCUUUUUUUUUUUUUUUUAAGUUUUUAUGUUACUGAAAUGCUUUCUAACGUAAACGUGUUUUGCUAAAAGCAAGUUUGAGAAUAGGCACCCCCAGUCGACUGCACAGUGAACUUCAUCAUUUCCCAGGAUCCGCUCGUUUUGGCAGAGGUUGUUCACAACUAUCCAAACAGUAAGGGACUGCUGGGUACAUCCCAUGUUUUAGUUGUUUCUUUUUUUGUUUUUGUUUGUUUUUUUAGGGGUAUGACCCUCUCAGGGAUGCAUCAAGUCAUAACUGAUCCCGAUUCCCUUAAUUUGUUACUCAGACACGUUUUUUUUUUUUUCCCCCCCCACCUGGCGGCCCACACUUGCAGUAGCCCUGCGUCUUGCUGCACUCUUCCCCGUGUAUUGCACACUAACUUGUGAACCUUGUUUAGCCGAGGUGCAGCGCCACUACAGACCUUUUUUUGUACACAACUGCUGUAAAGUAGCAUUUAAGAGACGUUGGUGUCCUGGCGACCGUGUAAAUAGAGUACAUUUUAGUGUGAACAUCUUUGAGAAACUUGUAGAUUAUUCUAGAAUUUGUAUUUUUGUAUAGACUUUUCGAUUACUAACUCUCAGAGUUUGGAGCUAACGUACACCGUCGCUCAUGGCAUUCUUCCCACUGUCGCAUUUAUGCAGAAGAGUUUGAUUUUUUUUUUUUUUUUUUCUUUUUCCUUCUUCUUCUUGCUGUGUUUAGUUGAAUAGUUCUACAAGCAACCGGGCUUCUGUACAGACCCUAUAGUAACAAGACACACCGGCACACAGCCUCUGCUCAGAGUAUAGUUUAGCAGUAUUGUUUCAUGUGGGACACAAUGCAAUGAUGACAGAGUGAUGGCAUUAUAUAUAUAUAUAUUUGAAUAUAUAUAUGUAUAUGAGAGUGUACAGCUUACUUGGCCUUAUUAUAUUACCUGUUCUGUGAGCCUCCAUCACCUUGAAGGUCUCUGAUUCAGCUCAUCUUCACCGACUCUCCAGCAGCAGAAGCACUGGCGAGGGGAAGCUGCAGGAGUUUUGAUACCCGUUCAUGUGAGGGCAAGAACGUAGAGUUGUUUUGAUUUGGUAUUUCAUAAAAUGAAGUCAGCCAAGAAUAUUCAAUAUUUUAUUUGCAUUUGACUUUGUUUCCUGAAAUGCCAAACGAAUAUCUUCCUCUUUUUUCCUUUUAUUUUUAUUUUUUUUAAUCCCUAUUGUGGCCCCAAGUGCUGUCGUAUUGUCCAGUUUUGAUGUUUGGAGAGUCUCUAAUGAAUAUGUCGCAUUGCUUAAAAAAAGAAGAAAAAAAAUAGAAAUUAAGCAGUAUAACAGAUGCAGAUUUUUUUUUCUAAUUCCAGGAUGUGGGAUCAAACCAGAGUGAAUUACUUAUCUCUUUCAGCUCAAAAUGUGGCUUUUCUUUUUGCCAAUAUUUAUGAAAAGCGCUUUUCUCCUGAUUGACUUUUGCCAAGAAAGCAGAAAGAUGUUCAGGUGAAUCUCAAAAACCUGAGUGCAAUGGAAAAGUUUAUUUUUUUUCCCCCCAUAAUUUAGUUCAGUGAACCUUUAUAGCCUCUAAAUCAUGAAAAUUGAAAAUGCUGAAGGCCAUAAUUAUCACAAAAUUUUUUUUUAAAUGCCUCACAACGUUCUGAAGUUUUGAGAAGUACCUGUUUUGCAAAAGGCACCAGUCAGUCACAUUUUGUGUUUUAAAUCAUUUCAGGUAUAUACUGUAUUAUGUGUCUGCAGUGUCAAAAUCUGACUUUUGAAUUGCAAGAAAUAAUUUCCACAGCGUCUCCAUCUCGGUGCUUUGAGGCGACUGCCAGGAGUCGAGCACUUCCAUCCUAAUGCAUUCUCAUACGUGCAUACUGUCAAUGAACACAACUAUGCAAUUAAAAGUGUGGCGUUCAACAAGUUUAAACACUGAUUCCAAGACAAAAAAAGUUAUUUAUGCCUCCUCCUAUCCAAGAAUUGAUAUUCUGCUAUAAACCUAUAUGCAGAACUCUAGUGGCAAACGUUUGCAAAUCCAGUGUGACUAAUGGAGUCAUGUUUGGUGCAUUUUGUGUAUUCUUUAAAGGGGACGUAUUAUGCUUUUUUCACUUUGUGAAGAGUUUCUUAUAGUAGUACAUUCAAAUUUGAAAAUUGUCUGUUUCCUCCCCGUCUUGUUACACCACAUUUUUGAAAAUGAAACUGAAGCUGAAACAGUCGAGUUUGAGUUUGUUCCCCUUAUCCUGAAAUAAGUGGAUUUAACUCGUCCUCCUGACUGUGCCCCCCCUGUGAGAGAGAGAGAGAGAGAGAGAGAGAGUGGGCGUGGCCAGACACGUUCAAGUGCAUCCGGGAAGCAGAGAAAGCUCAGAGUGACUUUUUAGGCUGCUGAAACUCCAAACAAAGGAUGAAUUUGGGGUAAACAAGCUUAAAUACUGUGUUUUGGGGCUUCUGAGACCUAUAUGGCGUGAAUGAAAAGUAGCAUAAUAUUUCCCCUUUAAAGGAAUUUUUGAAGUGCAUCACUUGAAUGUUGCACCACAGCCAUCCUCUGGCCUCCGAGACAAUAGAUAACAACUGGACUUGUUUGAGGGAGAACUUCGAGAAAGAAUGGUUCUGUUUUAAGAAUUAUUUGGUCAAUUGUCCUCAGCUUUUCUUAUGUAUUUUUUUUUUCCUUUUUAUGACUGUUUGUGUAAACAUGUUUCAUUUGGUGUCACUAAAUGUUUCCCAUCAUCUCAGCCUUUCACGUAAAUAAGAUUUGACUUGUGGAUAAUCUGUCAGCUUUUGUCCCCACUGGUGAAAGUCAAACUCACUGCUGCCAAUAUUUCUUUUAAGUCUGUUAAUUUUUACUUUUUUUUCUUUUGUAAUUGUUUUGGACUUGUGGCCCAGGUUUUGUCUGAUGUCCACCGCACAUGGUGACCAGGACAAAUCAUAGAUGGUGACAUUUGUUUGGAAGCAAGUUGAUCACAACUGUAGAACCAGAAUUUUGUUUUUUGAUGGGCCAGGGGAACUCAGAUACUCUGCCAUCUCCAUUUUUAUUCCAAAUGGGCAAUAUUUUACACACAAAAGAAAAAAGAGGAAACUUGACGCUUCCAAAGGAAUGUCUUUACACCCAAAGAGUGAGGAAUUGUUAAGGAUUUGUAUUUUUAAGAGAAUGUAUAAUGUGAAAAUGUUUGCUUAUGCUUGUUUCGUAUAAAGUAAUAUGAUAACUUUCGGAAUUGAGAGCAAUAUAAUACUAAUAAAUCCUUAUCCUUGUCACUGAAA
Salarias fasciatus (jewelled blenny) is the source of this 6785-nucleotide messenger RNA. RefSeq names its product metal-regulatory transcription factor 1 (gene mtf1). Gene Ontology annotation, biological process: regulation of transcription by RNA polymerase II. NCBI's taxonomy places the organism in Eukaryota, Metazoa, Chordata, Actinopteri, Blenniiformes, Blenniidae. The transcript is spliced from 11 exons. The record is from RefSeq and is a predicted model, not a curated record. Gene Ontology annotation, cellular component: nucleus. The coding region runs from base 125 to 2575 and encodes 816 amino acids.